AUGUUCGAAGAUGAAUGUAGUCAGGUCAAAUUUCUCACGAUUACUCAUGUGAUCCACCUGCUAGCCGAAACUAGCGUGAUUCUUACCUACAUGCUACGUCGCAGUCUUGGUGCUUUGCUCUUGGCCUUGGCGAGCCGACCUAAGUGGCAGUCGCUGCUGAAACGUGAAGUAUUUGGAUUUGUUCGCGAGAAUACUAUUCAAGAAUGUCCAGGAGAAAGCCUCCAGCGGAUCUUUUCCUGCAGACAUCCAUUUAGGGCCGCUUAA
Molecule: messenger RNA, 264 nt
Organism: Protopolystoma xenopodis
Lineage: Eukaryota; Metazoa; Platyhelminthes; Monogenea; Polystomatidea; Polystomatidae
Source: the annotation of a GenBank genome assembly